GCACACUACUGCGUCCAGGCAGGCUCGGCUUUAAUAAUCCUGUCUGUACUGGAAAGCAGUCAGUUUCUUCUCAGGCUCAUGAAGCCCAAUGUUACCUGGUGUCCUGCAGCUGUAGUGUAGCUGUCGGAGAUGGUGUGAGGACUUGAGGACCACUUUCAAAAAUGGGUAAUUUGCUCCGGCUUUUGGGCUUUCUGUGCAUCAUGCCAGUUAGUGGCAAUUUUGACGGCAUCUGUCCAAGAAAAGAGCCUCCCCCUGGGGUGCUGGUGGUACCUCAAGGAAGCAGCCUGGAGCUGACCUGCGAUGGACAUGUGAGGGUGAAUGGAGAUAAAGUCAACCUAUCAAGAAAAGUCUUAAGCACAAACAAGAGAAGAUCUCCAUCAGAAAGAACCCCGAUCACGCUGCAAGUUAGAAGAAACACGAUUUCUCCGAAUAGAAGCAAGAAAACUUCUGCAGAAAGUGUGCAGUAUCACUCUACAACCACAGCAGCUGGAGUCAACACUCUGCAAGGAGAAAACCAAAGCAAUGAAUAUUCAAACAAGGAACGCUUCACUUCUCCACAAGUGGUCCAACCAACCCCUCUGAGCAUGACUACAAUAUUGAGGGGAGAGUCCAAGUGGGAAGAAAACGAGAAGAAACCUGAGGCUGAAUAUAGAGAUAAGGACUUGGGGGAAAGCAGCAGGGUUUCAAGAGGGGCUAAAAUAAGGCCUCAGUGGAGGUGGAAUAAACAGCUGGUGCAGAGAGCAGACAGAGACUGGGGAGAAAUGGAAUUUCUGAAUGGCGGUAGCAGUCUGUCUCUGAGUUCAGUCAGACAGACGGACGCUGGAAAAUACACAUGUCAUCAGAGGGGAGAAGAAACGCUCGCUGUUACAGUGAUUGUUGCAGAUCCCCCUGAGACUCCCACUAUGCUUUGCUACAUGAAAUCACCUUGGAGUAAAAUUCGCUGUGAAUCGAAGCCUCUGAACUCAAUGAUCAAGUAUACACCUGACUGCUCUCUCUUCCUGAGCACAAGAGAUCUUCCUCAGACAAAGAUAGAGGACUUCCAGCAAAUCCCAUGCUCCUACUCGUCUCGGCGUUCUCGUUGUUGGUGUGCUCUGGAGAACAAUGAUGAGGGGAGGACUACCCAUACGGCCUUCCUGUGUGUCACAAAUAUCUUAGGCAAUGCCACCAGUCCUCCAAUUUAUUUCACACCUCUGGAUAUUUUGAAGCCAAACCCUCCAUCCAAGGUGACAGCCUACCUGGUGGAGAAGGUAGAGAGGAUGAUACAGGUAACCUGGAACUUACCAGAGUCCUGGAAUCAGCCAAAGUACCCAGAUGAAUAUUAUGACAUAAUUUAUGAGAUCAGAUACAGACCACUUAUCUCCUCACAUGAACAGAAAAAUGAUGUCAAAGAGCGGCAUUACACCAUCACUGAUGCUCUACCUGGUACUGACUACCUGAUUCAGCUCAGGAGUAAAGAGGAAUAUGACGGUCACUGGAGUGAGUGGACUACACCUAUCAUUGCCAGGAGCUGGACAGCUAAUGUAGAAGAGGAGGGUCAACCAAUGACCACAAUGGAUGUCUUGCCCUCCAUCGAAGACUUGGGGUCUGGUUUUCCUGAGGAAAUGUAUCUUGAUGGUACAACUCAUGAAAUAUGUAUCAACUUAUGCCAAACUCAGUAUCAUGUCCUAUGGAUCUCUGCCACUCUUGCCAUCACCUCUGUCAUUUUGACUGUCUACAUUUUAAGACACAAAGAUAGGUUUAUGUCCAAACUCCACAGACUUACCAUCACCCACAGUGAUCACGUGUCUCCACCUCCCCCUUCCAUCCCUUCGACCCCAGAGAGAGAGAAUCUUAUGUCUGGUUCUGACUCUCAGCUUUAUAAGCAGCUACCAUCGAGUGAGACACAAGACAAGGAGGAAAAUGAGGAAGAACAAACUGAGAUGGACCGAGUAGAAGCUAUGAACUUCAACAACAAAAGUUAUUUCUUCCUGGAGAUAGAGCGAUGAACAGCCAAGAGGCUCGGUCAUGUUACAGGUUCAGAAACCAGCUGACACAAUGACUCUUAGCUGGAGAAAGUACACUCAGGAGAAGCUUGUACAGACUGCAUUUUAUUGUAUAUGUCAUGCUUGUGAUUAAAUGGGACUUUUUUUCUUUUUCCUUGUCUGCUUUAAUGUUGUGAAAUCAACUGUGUAUGCUGGUUUAUCACACAUUUUUAUUAAAUCUAUUUCUGCCUUUUAAAUCUCUAAAUCAAAAGAGGGUUUUGCCACUUUUAAGAAGAAAAAAAAAUCAUUACUAUAAGUAAGCAAAGCCCUCAUCAUGAGUUGCAUUCUAAUUUCACUGACUUGUCUAUUUAACAUUUUGUCUCAUAACCAUGAGGUAUUUUCGAAUAUUAAGUCAGCCUGUAGUGUAUUAAGUCAACAUAUUAAUAUGUAUAAUACGUAUGCUCAUUAUACUUUUCUACCUAAAAGAUAUGGCAUCCCUAUUUAAUUAAUACAUUUACUGAUUAUGUAUCUCAUUGAUGAGUUAGUUAUUGAUUGGUUGACAUAUCUUUAUUUGGAUGUUGCUACCUCUUUAUGUCUUAGCUUUCUCAUUAUUAUGUUUGGUUUAUAUUAUAAGUACUGGUGGGACAAGUUAAACAUAUGAUCUAGAGGCUUUGUAAUCACUUAAUUUCCUUUUUAUUAAACUGUUUGACACAAUAAGCAAAGUUCAUCAGUCUAAAUAAACUGGAUCUAUAAAAAUGUA
This is a messenger RNA of Cyprinodon tularosa, 2721 nucleotides long. It is a transcript of the gene il6r, whose product is annotated as interleukin 6 receptor. NCBI's taxonomy places the organism in Eukaryota, Metazoa, Chordata, Actinopteri, Cyprinodontiformes, Cyprinodontidae. Gene Ontology annotation, biological process: cytokine-mediated signaling pathway. The transcript has 10 exons. The coding region runs from base 162 to 1985 and encodes 607 amino acids. The record is from RefSeq and is a predicted model, not a curated record. Gene Ontology annotation, cellular component: external side of plasma membrane. Gene Ontology annotation, molecular function: protein binding; cytokine receptor activity.